This is a messenger RNA of Mus musculus (house mouse), 1003 nucleotides long. RefSeq names its product olfactory receptor family 3 subfamily A member 4 (gene Or3a4). The record is from RefSeq and is marked validated. NCBI's taxonomy places the organism in Eukaryota, Metazoa, Chordata, Mammalia, Rodentia, Muridae. The coding region runs from base 22 to 957 and encodes 311 amino acids. The transcript has a single exon. Gene Ontology annotation, cellular component: plasma membrane; membrane. Gene Ontology annotation, molecular function: G protein-coupled receptor activity; olfactory receptor activity. Gene Ontology annotation, biological process: G protein-coupled receptor signaling pathway; detection of chemical stimulus involved in sensory perception of smell; signal transduction.
UGUCACUGGUGGAAGAGAGGCAUGGAUCUGGGAACCUUGGGAAACGAUUCCUGUGUGAGCACAUUUGUCCUACUGGGUCUCACAGAGACUCCAGUUUUGCGGCCCAUCCUCUUUGUCAUCUUCCUUCUUGCUUAUGUAGCUACGCUUGGUGGCAAUUUCAGCAUCCUGGCUGCUAUCAUUAUAGAGCCCAAACUCCACACUCCCAUGUAUUUCUUCUUGGGGAACUUGUCUAUGCUGGAUGUUGGAUGCAUUAGUGUCACUGUUCCUGCCAUGUUGAAACAUUUUCUAUCCAAUGACAGACACAUUCCCUAUGGGGCCUGCCUCUCACAGCUCUUCUUCUUCCAUCUCCUGGCUGGGGCAGACUGCUUCCUUCUGACUGUCAUGGCCUAUGAUCGUUAUCUGGCUAUCUGCCACCCCCUCACCUACAACACCCAUAUGAGUUGGAGGAUUCAGAAGGCCUCAGUGUGCCUGUCAUGUGUGUUUUCCUUUAGUAAUGCACUGACCCAAACUGUUGCCUUAUCUACUCUUAAAUUCUGUGGUCCAAACACAAUCAACCACUUCUACUGUGACCUCCCUCAGCUCUUUCAGCUUUCCUGUUCCAGCAUCCAACUCAAUGAGCAGCUGCUCUUUGUAGCAGCAGCCUUCAUGGGUGUGGUCCCCUUGGUCCUCAUUACUGUGUCAUAUGGCCAUGUGGCAGCUGCAGUUCUUCGUAUCCGGUCUGCUGAGGGCAGGAAGAAAGCCUUCUCUACCUGCAGCUCUCAUCUCACUGUGGUAGGCAUCUUCUAUGGGACAGGGGUCUUCAGCUACAUGCGUCUGGGGUCAGUGGAAUCUUCAGACAAGGACAAAGGCAUUGGCAUCCUCAACACUGUCAUCAGUCCCAUGCUGAACCCACUUAUCUACAGCCUUAGGAACCCUGAUGUGCAGGGUGCCCUACGGAAGGUGCUCACAGGGAGGUAGCCCACUAAUGACACUCUUUUCUUUUGGCCUUAACCAAUGUCAGAGC